AUGUCAGGAGGAGGCUACGCCGUAGUGGACGCCGAUGACGGCGACGAGCUCCAGUUCAAGACCUUCCUCGGGGCCGACUCGGGCCUGCCGACACCCUCUGGCGGCGCUGGCGCCUCGUCGUCCGCUGCCGUUGGCAGCUCCUCGCGCGCCGACCCAUCAGCAUCAUCGCGCACGUCCGCCCCAUACUCCCCCUUCAACCUCGCGUACUAUGCCGUCUACUUUGACGUCGACACGACCAUGAUCCUCAAGCGUGUCGGGCUGAGCCUCGUCCCGCGCGGCGGGUUCAUCGCUGAUGCGUGUGAGGGGCAGGUGGAUUUGUACGGCCCAUUCUGGACCCUAACAACCCUCAUCCUCCUCCUGUACACGACCUCGACGCUCACCUCAAGCCUGCAGCAGUACAUGGCCGGCCAGCCCGUCGUGUCCAACCUGCCCCUGCUCAGCACGGCCACGACGCUCGUGUACAUCUACGGCCUGGCCCUGCCUGCGGCACUGUGGGCGCUCACGCGCUGGCUCGGCGUAGGGAGCUGGGGGCCGGCCGAGGCGCUCGGUAUCUACGGGUACGCCAUGAGCGUGUUCAUCCCCGUGUCUUUGCUCUGCCUCAUCCCCGUCGGCAUCGCGCGCUGGGCUUUCGUCGGUCUCGGCGCCGCGAGCUCGGGCUUCUUCCUCGUCACCAACAUCUACCCCGUCCUCGCCGAAGGCGACAACAAGCUCGUCCGCCUCCUCGUCAUUGGCGUCGGAGUCCUCCACGCCGCUCUCGCCCUCGCCAUGAAGGUCCUCUUCUACUCCUACUCCGUCGGCAACGUCAACGCCGGCCCAGACCCAACAAAAGACGCACGAGGCCUGUUCCACUAG
Messenger RNA from Vanrija pseudolonga, 852 nucleotides. It is a transcript of the gene yipf1, whose product is annotated as Protein YIPF1. Bases 1 to 852 code for a protein of 283 amino acids. Gene Ontology annotation, molecular function: small GTPase binding. The transcript has 3 exons. The record is from RefSeq and is a predicted model, not a curated record. Lineage: Eukaryota; Fungi; Basidiomycota; Tremellomycetes; Trichosporonales; Trichosporonaceae. Gene Ontology annotation, biological process: vesicle-mediated transport. Gene Ontology annotation, cellular component: membrane; Golgi apparatus.